AUGUGGAAGAUAAUAGCGUUGUGUACUAUGGGCAUAGCUGCCGAUAAUGUUAUUAACGAUAUGACUUCUUACGAGAAUUACAAAGUCUUCAGGAUUCGGCCGGAUAAAUACCUGCAGUUGGAAGUACUUCAAGCUUUGAAAAACUCGAACGAAUUCCGUUAUUGGCAAGAACCAAUUGGGUUAGGCAAAGAAGUGCAUAUUCUGGUACCUCCGCACAAACUCACGCAUUUCUAUGAAAUUAUGAACGAUUAUAACAUGUUCCAUAUACUCCAAAUUCGUAAUGUUCAAGAACUAAUCAACAAUACAAUGUCCCAGAGUCAAUCACAGAACUUUGAUUUUAAUAGCUAUCAUACUCUUGAAAAAAUCUACGAUAAUUUAGACGAACUGGCCAAGAGAUAUCCCGGUCAAGUGCAGGUUAUCGUGGGUGGCAGAUCAUACGAAGGACGCGAGAUCAAAGGCGUAAAAGUCUCAAUGUCUAAUAAAACGAGACCCGGAAUUUUCAUCGAGGGCGGUAUACAUGCCAGGGAAUGGAUUUCGCCGGCAACUGUUAUGUACAUUUUGCAUCAAUUAUUAUUUAGUAAUGAUACGAAUGUAAGAUAUGUAGCUGACAAUCAUAAUUGGUUUAUUUUCCCAAUAUUCAAUCCUGACGGAUAUGUGUACUCGUUUACUAAGGAUCGAUUAUGGACGAAAAAUCGCCAACCGUCUAGUUCUUUCUGUACUGGAUCGAAUCUUAAUAGAAAUUGGAAAUUUCAAUGGAGUACUGCUGGCGUCAGCAACGAUCCUUGCAGCGAAGUUUAUCCUGGAGGAAGGCCAUUCUCAGAACCAGAAACGAGCUACAUGUCUCAUUAUAUAAGAUCUAACCAUUUUUACGCGUACAUCUCGUUCCACAGCUAUGGGCAGCAAUUGCUGUAUCCUUGCAGUUAUUUAAAUGUCCCCCACUAUGUAAUAUUGUAUCAGAUCAACUCGAUAGCAAUUGAAGCUCUUAAAAAGGAAUACAAUACUCAAUAUGAGACCGGAUGUAUUACCAAGUUCCAACUUUUAUCGGGUGGUCUUAGUACAGAUUACGUCGCAAAUGUUGUCGGCAUACCCUUUGUAUACCUCUACAAAUUGCAUGAUAAAAAUGAAUAUGGCUUCUUGUUACCAUCCAAGCAAAUCAUUCCGACUGGAAAGGAAACUUUUGACUUUUUUAUAGCUAUAUGUAAUGAGACAUUGUCAUAUUAUUAUAAUUUGCCAAAUGCAACUGAUUCUUGA
This is a messenger RNA of Trachymyrmex cornetzi, 1251 nucleotides long. RefSeq names its product zinc carboxypeptidase-like. The transcript is spliced from 6 exons. Gene Ontology annotation, molecular function: zinc ion binding; metallocarboxypeptidase activity. NCBI's taxonomy places the organism in Eukaryota, Metazoa, Arthropoda, Insecta, Hymenoptera, Formicidae. Gene Ontology annotation, biological process: proteolysis. The record is from RefSeq and is a predicted model, not a curated record. The coding region runs from base 1 to 1251 and encodes 416 amino acids.